CUAGUCUCUGACUCCAAUUUAAUACAAAUUGGAUAUUGGCGGAAAAGUAGACUACAGCAACGAAGGAUUACUAUACAGAAGGCCGUGGGCCCGCCAGUAGCGUCUGCUUGUGUCAAGUCAAUUUCAUUUGCAGUUUGCAGUCAUGGCGGACGACGAUUCUAACGUCAACGACGAAGGUCCCAGUUCUAACGAUCUAAAUACUAAGUUCGGUCUCAGGCUUCGCGGACGUAAAGGCGCGCUAAAAAAGAAAAAUGUUUAUAACGUUAAAGAUCACAAAUUCAUUCCGCGGUUCUUCAAGCAGCCGACAUUUUGCAGCCACUGCAAGGACUUCAUUUGGGGCUUUGGCAAACAGGGAUUCCAGUGUCAAGUGUGCAGUUUCGUGGUACACAAAAGAUGCCACGAAUACGUGUCGUUUACGUGCCCUGGCGUGGACAAGGGCCCGGAUUCAGACGCCUCGCGGACGAAGCACAGGUUCAGGACUCACACCUACGGCAGCCCUACAUUUUGCGACCACUGUGGAUCUCUGCUCUACGGCGUCAUCCAUCAGGGAAUGAAGUGCGAAGCAUGUGACAUGAACGUUCACAAGCGAUGCCAGGAGAGUGUACCAAAUCUGUGUGGAUGUGACCAUACCGAGCGAAGAGGCCGUAUUGAACUCAAAAUCACCUGCGUUGGAAGCAAGCUCACGAUCGAAGUGAGGCAGGGCAAAAAUCUGAUUCCAAUGGAUCCCAACGGACUGUCGGAUCCCUACGUGAAACUCAAGCUGAUUCCUGAUUCUGACAACGUCAAGAAGAAAACGAAAACAAUCAAGUCCAAUCUGAAUCCUGUUUGGAAUGAGACGCUCACAUUCGAGCUCAAGAGCGAAGACAAGGACAGAAGACUCCUGAUCGAGGUGUGGGAUUGGGACAGAACGUCUCGCAACGACUUCAUGGGAUCUCUGUCGUUCGGCAUAUCGGAAAUAAUUAAGUCACCCGUGGAGGGAUGGUUCAAGCUGCUUACUGAAGAGGAGGGGGAGUUCUACAAUGUCCCCGUUCCCGACGAGGGUGCUGAUCUGGCGACUGUCAAGUCACAAAUGAGGGGAUCGAAAAUUCAGACUCGUGAUCGUUCGAAAACAUCAAUCACAAAGAAAGCUCCAGAAGUUGCCAACAAAGAUGUGCCACACAACAUGGGCAAAAAAGAUGUCAUUCGAGCCUCCGACUUCAACUUCUUGAUGGUUCUUGGCAAAGGAAGUUUUGGAAAGGUUAUGUUGGCUGAGAGGCGAGGAACCGAUGAAUUGUAUGCAAUAAAAAUUUUAAAGAAAGACAUAAUUAUCCAAGACGAUGAUGUGGAGUGCACGAUGGUGGAGAAGAGGGUGUUGGCACUGUCCAACAAACCUCCAUUUUUGGUCCAGCUACAUUCAUGUUUUCAAACUAUGGACCGUUUGUACUUUGUUAUGGAAUAUGUAAAUGGCGGCGAUCUUAUGUUCCAAAUACAGCAAUGUGGCAAAUUCAAGGAACCAGUAGCUGUGUUCUACUCAGCUGAAAUAGCAAUAGGCCUGUUCUACCUUCACGUGCGAGGCAUCGUGUACAGAGACUUGAAGUUGGACAACGUGCUGCUGGAUCAGGACGGCCACAUCAAGAUUGCUGACUUCGGAAUGUGCAAGGAGGGCAUCCUAGGCGAUAAGACCACAAAAACAUUCUGCGGUACUCCAGAUUAUAUUGCACCUGAGAUAAUUCUGUACCAGCCGUAUGGCAAGUCGGUGGACUGGUGGGCAUUCGGCGUGCUGCUGUACGAGAUGCUGGUGGGGCAACCGCCCUUCGACGGGGAGGACGAGGAGGAGCUGUUCGCUGCCAUCACCGACCACUCGGUCAGCUACCCCAAGGGCCUCUCCAAGGAGGCCAAGGAGGCAUGCAAGGGGUUUUUGACGAAAAAUCCAAGCAAACGGUUGGGGUGCGGAGCAAGGGGGGAGGAGGACGUACGCGGUCACGCGUUCUUCAGAAGGAUCGACUGGGAUCGCAUCGAGAACAGGGAGGUGCAGCCACCCUUCAAGCCAAAAAUCAAACAUCGAAAGGAUGUGAGUAACUUCGACCGUCAGUUCACCAAUGAGAAGACCGAUCUGACUCCAACCGACAAACUGUUCAUGAUGAAUCUAGACCAAACCGAGUUCAUGGGAUUCUCCUUCCUCAACCCAGAAUUCAUCCAGCACGUUUGAACGAUCUUAAAACGUCAUUCAGUAGUGUUGAAAUAAUCUGGUAUCGAUUCAAUCACCCCAUAACUAUUUUACACUUUGACACAAUAUAUCAUUGUAACUUUGUCACUUCUCUGUAGAACCGAUUGUGGUAAUAGGACCUUUCAACGCGGACUUUAGUCAGAAAUGGUAGUGCAAUACUUUUAACUGUCUUUCAAUAUCAUUAAAAAAACUUAUCGUGUAGCUCGUCUGUUGAGAACGUCAGAAAAAGUAGUAUCAAACUGAGGAAAUGACAAACUUUGAUGAGCAUAAUCUGUGACCAAAAGUAAGUUAUUUAAAUCUUAAAUUAUUUUUCCCUAUCAUCAAAAACUCGGUUUUCGAUAAAAUUGAAAAUUGUAUGUAGUAAUAAUUAUAUCGAGUUUUAGGUCAAAAAGAUGAUUUAUAACAUCAUUCAAGUCCAUAUUCUCAGCAUUACUGGAUUAUAUCAGAGAGGAAACAGUUAUUAAUGUCAAAAAGACAAUAAACUUUAUUGUUCUGAUAUUUCAAUCGCAAGACUUUAUUGAUACUCCAAGUAUCUUUUCUUUGCAAUAAUUAUCGCUAUCUUCCUACUGAUCUUGCUGACAAAAACUACAUAAUUGAAUGGGCUUAUCCACUUAAAUGCACAGCAAUUAAUGUUGUUUACUGUCUUAGUUUCCAAUUCCAAUUCACCCAUAAGCCUUGUGUUUAUCAUAAAAUUCAAUGUUCCAUACCAUAUAAAUAAGGAGCAUCUAAAAUUCAUUAUCUGAAAUGAAUUUGCGAUAAUGUAGUACAUACAUGAACAAGUCAAUUCUGUAUAUUCAAAUGCGUUUUAUAAAGAGGUAGUCAGAUAAGUCAAGUUAUGUCAUUUUCUCUGAAACUUCUAUAUAUAUGAUAAUCUCAGCUCAUCUACUCUUUUCUACAAGAUAUUAACGGUUGUAGUUGAAAAAUUAAUACUAUUUUAACUUUAGAUUACGGUUGCUUGGUUGGACUCUGAAAGGACUGUAGAAAUAAAGAUAUUCAAGGAUGACUUGUGAAUUAUAUUAUGGAAACUAUUAGAUUUAUCAAGUAUGAAAAUAUACCAUUUUCAUUCUGCUGGUUAAAAUGUUGAAACUUGAUUGAGUAUGUGGGAAGAAGUUGUUAAUUAUAUUUACUAUUAUAUUACUUGUGCAUUUAAAUUGAAGCAAUUACAAUCGUUCAUGAAUUUAGACAUUAAAAUUAAUAUCAUUCUCUUGAAUAGGAAGGGUUUGUGAUGCUCGUUAUUUGUAUUUUAAGCUGAAUUAAAUUAGCUUUUUUAAAAGUAGACUUCUGAAAUUUAGACAACUUAAUCUGCAUUUUUCCAUCAUAGUGUUGUCGAGCAGUAUUCAAAGUAUUUACGUUUCUAAGCCUCUAGCUAGUUUCCCUCAGUAUUAGAAAUUUCUCAGUAUUUCAUAGAAUAUUAUCAAUGUUUUAAAAUUCAUUUGAAUGUGAGAUCAAUAUAUUAUUAACUAGUUGAAAAAACUUCUUGUUAUUAUAAGUGAAACAUAUUUUCAAUAGGAGUUGAUGUUUGAACAUGAAAUGCUGAGUUGAGGAUUAAAUAUGCAUCGUUAUGAAUCUAUGUUGAACUUGAAAUCAAAUUGUAUAAUAACUUAUUACUUAUUAGAACAGAAUGUAUGUGAAAUUCCCCUCAAUUGUUGAGUUUUAAUAAUUCUAUUAUGUGUUGUAAAUAUUAUAUUUUAUUAGUGUUGAUUGUUCUAUUUAAUAGUUUUAGGCUAAUUUUACUGCCAUGGCUGACGGCUGUUGGACUUCCUUAUAUCAUGACUUUAUUCCAGUUCUGUAAAUGCAAUAAUCAAAGGUAUUUUUUCUAAGGUGCUAUUUUGAUUUAUUUGCUAUACUCAGGUUUGAUAAGAUUAUUUCAGCAAAUAGUAAUAUGUAAAUAAAUGACAUUUCCAUAGAAAUACAAACAAUUGAAUCAUAAAUUAAUGUAUCCCUCAAGUAUUUCCAGGAUAUCUUGAAAUUGUAGUUUUCUGUGAAGCUUUUUCCCGGACCAACAAUUAUAUUCAAUAACACUAACACCAACUAUAAAAUCAAUCAUACUUAAAACGGUACAGUAAAUUUUGAAUGUCUUAAAAUACUUCAAUUUCAUUUUUAUUAUAGGGUAGAGUUUUCAAUCACAGAAACCGUUGCAUUGUAUUGUAAUUAUGAAAGUAGAAAGUCAAUAAUUCAUCGUGAAUAAGUAAUUCGCGUUGGCAUUUACCGGCAUAAGUUUUCAACUAAUCUGUGAGUGAAAAUGUGUUUAAGAGAGGUUUUAAACUACGACUUUGCUGCCUAGAAUUGAAGGUUUGGCCAUUAAACUAAUUUUACUUUCAAAAAAAUCGAAGCAAUAGGUUAGAUCUUGACAUUAUGGUUAACAAUAAAUUAAGGUUAAAUAAGAAUAAAAUUUUCUAAUCGUAAGAUUGAAUCCCUACAAUGUAUUUAUAACAUUCAUUCCUGCAACUGCAGGAAUAAUGACAAAUUCUACUGGGAAAACUCCUAAAAACCUCCCCUAUCAAUCUUCUAUCUGCGUAUUUCUCUUUCCUAAAUUUUUAAUUAUUGUAUUAUUUAAAUGCAAUUUUUAUCGAAUCAAAUACUUGUUUCUUUACGUUUACUACGAUUUUAAUCUACAGACGUUUGCAUCACAAUCAAAACCCAUAUUAACAUUCCAGAAACAAGUGGUUUGAUCACUUACUGAUAAUAUUGUUAAAAAACCUAUAAUAGACCUAAUAAAUAAUAAUAAAGUGAAUAGCUGAACGUUAUCGUCCAGGUUUCUUUUCAAUUAUAUCAAUCUAUUUAUAUGUCAAUUCAAAUUUGUAUUCUGCUAACGUGCCACAAAAUUCGUGUUUAGCUUUUUCAAGAUGACUUUCCAGAAAAUUGACAUUUGAUAGAAACUUGAAUUAUUGAUAACAGAACAACUAAUCUCCUAGAAUGGAAGAUCAUCAUGAUUUAUCAGAUAACAUAUCGUCAUAAACUAAAUAUAUUUGUACUGUAAUUUGUGUAAUUAGGUUCGAUUCAUUUUCUCGUAGUGCUUCACUAAUUUGUUUGUAUGGAGAUAAUAAUUGAGCUUGAAUACACAAUAAUUACUUAUAAUACCUAUUAUAUAUAUAUAUACUGUAUCAUAAAACACUGCUUCCACUAGGAAUUGUUCUUUUUUGAAAGUUUCUUCACCUUUUGUGAGUUUCUCAAUAUUAAUUAAUGUUCUGGAACAAAUUGUUGUUUAGAUAUUAAUUGGAUAUCAUUUUAUAAUUAUAUUCACAAAUCUAGUUUAUUGUUACUUCUGCUCUUCUCUAGUAAAUAGUUUAUAAGUUAGCUUCAUUAUAACAGUGGAAAGUAUGAAUAGUAUCCACUCUACAGCUAUUAUGUGUUGGAUUAUUAUUAGUUCAGCAUGUCGAAUUUCUUCAUUCAAAGUGCCAAAAAUCAGUGUUUUGCUUUCCCUUUUCCAUUCCUCAUUUAUAGUUCAAAAUUCAAUUAUUUUUAGUAUUCGUUCUCUCAAUUUUCAAGAAAUUUAUUGAUUUCUGUGUUAGUUAAUUUAAAAAAUCAAAAUUAUACUGAACUGAACACAUUAAUGUUGUACACAAACUCAUUCCAGCUAUGCAAUCUGGGAUAUUUUAAAAUCACAAUAUUGUAGGAUAGAAAUAUAUUAUAGAAUUUUGAAUUUCUGGAAAUCCUACGUUAGAAACUUAUUAGGACUAUUUUUAUCUUUCUUCUUUUCCUCAUCCAUUAGCAAUCCACCCAUGCAUUUAAUAUUAGGAAUGUAUAAUCCUCUGUAAAUAAACUUGUGCUAAAAGAUUUAUCUCCUAGUGCUCUAUUUUUAAAUUGAUAAUAUCCAGAUUGUUGUAAAUACUGUAUCUUCUUCUUCUUCUUCUUCUUCUUUCCGUUCUUCAUUUUCAUUUUGUUCUCUCCCCUUGAUUUCGAAUUAAUAGAUUUUUCAGUAUUUAAUUUAUUUUGUGAUUUUGUCAAUGUCUUGGUUAAUUGCUUGUUUGAGGAUCUCAGAACUGUUUUUCAAAGAAAGAUAGUUCAAAUCGGCAUUUACUAUUAAUAUUUGUAUCUUAUGUGAGUUAAGUUUGAGUGAUCCAAUGAACGACUCCUUUUCAUUAUAUGUAUCAAAUUGAAACCGAUUAUUGUGUUAUCAGUAAUAGAUUGAGAAUAGGUAUUCAUCAACUAUUUAGAUGAUCGUUCAUCAAAAUAUAUCUCUGAUAUACGUACAUCGAACAUAUGACAAUCAUUAGUGUCGAUUUCAAUAAUACCUGCAUUCCAAAUUAAAAUAAUAACCACAGAAGAUCGCAUUUACUGCAAGCAAAUCGAUAAAAUUGUAUUAUAGAAAUUACUGUUUCCUGAUCAUAUUCGAUAUAAAACUAAUGGAAAUGAAGUGAGAAUAAUGUGUGGAAAUUCGUUGAAAGUUGUUUUUGGACUGAGAGACAAGAAUACUCUUUCUCCAUCAUUUAUCGUUCUAUCAUCACUUUAUGUUCCCCAAUGUAUUCUCCAUCGUCAUCUUAUCAUUUGAAAACAAGUACAUUAUGGAGUGUUAGUUUUGAAGCUCUCUAAUAUUUCAAUUAAAAAUCGUUACUGUUAGUAACAUUUCCCAUAACAUGAAUGUUCUUGAGAACAGUUCUGAGAUACAUUUGUUCAUUUUGUGUUAUAUAUUCAUGAUAAGUAAAUUUUAUUAAUGCAAGAUAAUGAAAAGCUACAGCUGUGAUUAUAGAAAAUUCAUUGCUAAAGUAUCCUAAUUAUUGUAAUCUUAGUUUAUCAAUCAACAAUUUCGAAGUUAUUUUGUGCUUACAUUUGAUUGUUAAGUUUAUCUAUUUUGUUAAUAUGACUAUUAUCCUAAUUGUUAUAUUUGCUUACUUUUAAAAUAUGCUCAGUAAAAUGUCAUUUAGUUAUAAGUUUAGUUAUUAUACAUAUUCAAAGUAAUAAUUCGAUGUAAAGUUAUGAUAGAACAUUAGUAUUAUUCUUGAACAAUGUUUCCAAAUGUAUUUCCAAUGUAUUCUCUUUUUGAUCCAUCAUGUUCUUCUUGAUGUUAUUGCGAAAGUUACAUUGUUUUCCCUAAUUGUUAGGAAAUUAUUUUGAGCUAUUUAAGAUUCAUUUCAAUUAGAUAGCAUAGUAAAAUUAAAGAGUCAAAAACUAAUAUUAGGAGGUAUAUUGGCGUAUGGAUAAUCAAUUCCGCUAUUCAAAGAAUCAUGAAUUUAUAAAUAUGAUUUAUUAAUUUUGUUAUAAGUCGUUCAUUAAAAAAUAUAAAAUCAGCUAUAAAAUAUAAUCCAAUGGCAGUUACAUACAUUGCAAAAGUCAUUAGAGAGUCUGAAUUAGUAUUAAUGUGUUGAUUGUUCAAUGUCGAUUUGUUAUAACUUUAUGUUUAAUUGAAGGCUGUAUGCUCUGUAUAUCACUGCAGGUGAUAUGUGGAACUCCUAGGAAAUAAUUCCACUUACAAAAUUAUAAGAAUUUGAUAGAAAACAAUCGAAGCUAUCUUGGAUUCUUCAAUUAUUAUUGAACUCAAUAAUCAUGAGCACAUGUGGAAUCAAGAUCUCAUCAACCAAAUCACUUGGGCCAACAUGCAGAUACUCUGUUUAAACGGAGAAAUGUCAGCUCGGGGAUCGUUUAAACCCCGUAUGAAACACAUUAUGAUGAAUGCAACCAAUAUCUACAAGUAAACGUGGUUACGCGUUAAACGUAGUGUUAGUAUAUGGCCCAAAAUUUUGCAAAAUCGCAAAAUAAAUUAAUGCCAAGUUGAAAAAUUAUGUAAAUUUGAAGGAAGUUUCCACUACAGGAAGUGGAAAGUGGGUGACCCCAAGUCCACAAUAAGGGUAAAGGUGAAGUGACUUGGUCGCAGAGUAAUAGCAGUUUCAUCUUUUGUUCUGGAACUGUUAUUAUAAAAUAAUGAUAAUUAAUGAACCUUCACGUUUAGGAGUUUGACUCAGAGACUUUAAUAGUUGAUUCUUGUGUACAGUUGUGUCGUCAGUACAAGAGAAAUUCAAGUCACUUAUCUAAAUUAGCUGAUUCUUUAUACAAGAUUCCCAAUCCAAACAAAAAUGUUCUUUGAAACUUUUUAUUCAAUAUUUCUUUAACAUUCUCUUACUGUAACGAAUCAAAACUAGUAAUUGAUGGAGGAGCCUUUGUAUCUAAUUAGAUAAUAUUGAUUUUUUUAGAAUAAUUUGUUUCGUUUCAACAAUGAAAGUUGUAACGUAGUGGGUGUUUCAAAAAGCUACAGUGUGAAUUCUUGUGUUUUUGGAAGGUAUUAUAAUUAUUCUGUCUGACUUGUUCGUUAUCCUUGGCAGAUUUCAUCAAAUAGUCGAGCAAGUUAAGCUGCGUUUACACCAAAGUUAUUAACAAAAUUUUAAUAACUUAAUCCUUAUAGAUCCUAUUAGAUUGAACAUAACUUAUCAUACGCAUGAUGAACAUAAUAUAUGUGUUUGUCAUGUACCGUUCUAUCUAAUACAAUCUAUAAGGAUUAAGUUAUUAAAUUUUGUUAACAACUUUGGUGUAAACGCAGCUUUACACUUGAAAUUCUGAAAAGUUUGGUUGGAAAUAAUGUUUGAUAGUAAGCAACGUAAGCCUCAAAUUGAACAUCUAUUAAUAAAUAUAUCCUGAUGGAAAACUAGACGUGUCACAAUAGAAUCGGCAAUGAAAAAACGUUUCUAUAUUAUUCGUUCUUUUUGAAACACCUGGAAAAUUUAGAGUAGCUUUAUGCUAGGAGACGGUUUUAUCUGAUCUGUUUGUUAAUAGUAGCUUUUUGCAACUUUUUUCACUAGACUAUAAAUUAAUCUAAGAUCAAAUACGGUUAAUAUGAGUAGACUAGGACACUAUAUUCAACACAUACAUUUAUCAAAUAUAUUAUGCAUAUACUUGCUAUAAUCAAUAAUUCAUGUUAGGGCUUGUGUAGUUUUGGAAAAAUUAUCAACAAUGUAUCCUUUGAUUGAGUCCCCACAAGAUACAUUGCUGAUAGAGAUUUGAUUAGAAACAUUUCAUUAUAAUAUUACUAAUAUUUGAUGAGUCACUGUUUUAAUAAUGAAUAUUGUUAUGAAAAAACUCACAGGAUUAAUUGAAUCGUCACAUAAUACUCUAUUAAAAACAAUUAUUGAAAUAUAUUAUAAAAUUCAAUUAAAAACUUGUAUAGAAGAAACAGUAAUCACAUUAUGGUAAAAUAUGCAACUUUUAAUGUCAGUAUACUAUAUUAUAUUAUACCGUAGCACAAAAAUUAUCAAUCGUUAAUCUUUCAAAAUGAUAUUUCUCUCUUGAUUUCAAUUUUUCAAUCUCAAUAAACAGUAGGCUAAAUACUUAAAUAUCAGUAGUUUUUUAGAAUUUCAGAUUAUGUCGUAUCGAUGUAGUAUGUGUUAUUAUUGUAAAAUCUUAUUAUAUUAAUAUAGGUGUAUUAGUAGAUAAGUUAUUGCAAUAUUAGUAUAAUCAUAAUGUUGAAUUUCUGUUUAGGUUAUUGUUGUUUAAUACAACAUCGUUAGAAAUAAAAAUUCUAAAUCUAGUUCUAAGUCAAGUCCAUGGUGACCAACCAUGGCAUAUAGAUUAGAAUUAUUAGAUUUAGGCUCUUAGGUAACUUCAGUUAUUAUAAUUUCGUAGCUGUGUUUUAGUUUGUAGGUUUUAGAAAAGAGUACUUGGUUCCUCCAUCAAUAUUAAUGCUGUCUGAGAAGAAUAUCUGUCUAAGAAUAUAUUUUGGAUGAGGCUCAUAUAUUCUUACUUAUGAGAUGAAAAAAAUGACAUGAACAAACAACCAUGAGUGGUAAGCUAUCUGAAUCAUGAAUACAAUAUUCGAUUUAACGUAAACGUUUUUUGAUAUUACAUUCAACCUAUUGCACUUUAUUGUAAUCUACUCUAUUAAAAAAUAUAAUAUUUUGUUUAUUUUAUUUCCACUCUAGUUUUCUACAAAAUGAAAUAACUGAAUCUCUGUGGUUGGGAAAACUGAUUCCUGUGGGUUGAGGUGCUAUAAUUUGAGAAAGAAUUGAAAAAUUAUUUAUUUAUUUUUAAAUAAAACACAAUAGCCUACACUUGGCUACUUUGAUUUCCAAUGCAAAUUUAAAAGCAUGCAAAAUUAUCAAAUCCAUUUCAAUCAUCAUUUAUUUAUCAAAGUAUUUACGGUAAUGUGUAUUAUUAUUGCAUGUGGUAUAAGGUAUAAUAUUAAACCAAUCCUAGUUGAAUAAAUUCUUUAUCUUUCUUUAUUCUUUUCCACAAUGAAGCACAGAAAUUCAUAUUAUUUCAUUUUAUAUUCUUAGAAUAUAAAAACUAUUCUUCUAUAGGGCUACACUUCAAUUUGAGAUAAUUGUAAAACUUGAUUUCGGAGUUGACUAUUCAUAAUCAAGCUGAUUCACUUGAAUAAAAGCGAAAAAUCGGCUGGAAAUAAAUUGAUUUUGAGGUGGAUGACAACAAUUGUAUCUAGUUUUUGACUCUUUAAAGCUAUAUUAGCGACCUCCAAAUCUGUCUUGUGAGUGAAUUCACAGUAUUAUUUUGUAUUGAUUCAAUCAAGUCAGUAUAACUUGAAAUGCGGUAAUUGUUGUCUAGAUACCCUAUACUGCAAUGAGGCUGAUUUGGUGGUCGCUUUUAUGGGUUAUAUUUAUAUCUCUAACUGAAUUCUAAGCUUUUUCUGCAAUCUAGAACAUGAAUAAUUGAAUUGAAAAAAACAGUAGAAUUAUACUGUGUUAUAUUUAUUGUUGAAUUCCUGUAAUGAAGUUCUACAUAUUUUGCUGAUUGAUAAUCUGCUAAUCUGUACGAGUAGAAAGAAAAAAUAAAAAUUCAGUUUUUUCAAGUUAGUAAAAUUUGAUGAUUUUUAGGUAACAGUCAUGUGAUUGAUUUGAUACCUAUCUAAAUAUUCAUAUUAUUCAUUGAUAGGUUGUGGAAUCAGCUCAAAACUCUUUCCUACUUCUUGUUUGUCUGAUCAAUUCAAAUGUUUUUCCGUAAAUUCGAAAAAUUUUCUUGUAAGCGUCAAUCAAGUGCAUUAAGUUUGAUCUUACUGUACUAUAUUGAAUGUAAUGCAUAGAAUAUUUUAUCUAAGACAUUUCUCUCAAAUAAACUGCCUUCGAUCACGUAAGGGUAAUGUACAAUA
Molecule: messenger RNA, 11234 nt
Organism: Nilaparvata lugens (brown planthopper)
Lineage: Eukaryota; Metazoa; Arthropoda; Insecta; Hemiptera; Delphacidae
Gene: Pkc53E
Product: protein kinase C, brain isozyme
Exons: 15
Coding region: 143-2188 (681 amino acids)
Biological process (GO): protein phosphorylation
Molecular function (GO): zinc ion binding; diacylglycerol-dependent serine/threonine kinase activity; ATP binding
Source: RefSeq, a predicted model, not a curated record